This is a messenger RNA of Exophiala oligosperma, 2679 nucleotides long. RefSeq lists its product as uncharacterized. Gene Ontology annotation, molecular function: zinc ion binding; DNA-binding transcription factor activity, RNA polymerase II-specific; sequence-specific DNA binding. Bases 81 to 2465 code for a protein of 794 amino acids. The record is from RefSeq and is a predicted model, not a curated record. Gene Ontology annotation, biological process: DNA-templated transcription; positive regulation of transcription by RNA polymerase II. The transcript has 3 exons. Lineage: Eukaryota; Fungi; Ascomycota; Eurotiomycetes; Chaetothyriales; Herpotrichiellaceae.
CGGACCGACCGAUUAGUGCUUUUCCGUACCCUUCGGUGAUUGCAACUCGUUUGCAUCGAUGGCCUCGCUACCCUGUGAACAUGCCAUCUUCAAUCCGAGAUACAGAUGUCUUCCUAGCGCAUAAAAGUCCGACGGACGCCAGGAGGAAAAAAAGGCCAGGCGCGUGCACACGAUGCAGAAAUCGGAAAGUGAAAUGUGACGGGCGAUUACCCGUGUGUGGAAGUUGUGUUAAGGCAAGGACCGAGUGUGAUGUCAACACCGCCUCAGCCCAAAGGGAAAGCCUCCUUAACAGGAUCCAAUAUCUUGAGGCACUUGUCAAGGAUAAUGGGUUGGAGGAUAGCCUCUGGACUGAGGCGAGCACAGGGGCGAAUGUCAACAUCCAGUCCGCGACAUUACCGCAGGAAUAUGUGCGGCCAUCCAGAGAUACCCUGGCUCAAGACAACACUCCAACCUCGCAUCAAGGUCCCGGGACGACUGUCAAUCAGGGCAGACAACAGCCCAUAACCAACGUUGUAUCAUCACCAUCGACAAGUUUUGCCGCAAAUGUCAGCACUGGGACCUCUCCAUGUGGCACAGACAACUCUGCAAUAAGUGUCCAACAGCCUAUUGCGCACGAGGUCGGAAUGCUGUCCCUCUCGAACUCUGUAGAGCCCAAGUACAUUGGACCAUCUUCGGGGGUUACAUUCGCGAGGUUGAUUUAUGCCGCAGUACCAGGAUUUCAGGGUGUUCAUGCCAAUCUGGCCAACCAAAGCCAAGGUGGAAACCAAGACUCUUCCGUCGAGCAAACCGCUGGAGCUUCACUGCCUAGCGUUAGGGAUAUGCAUCGCUUCAUCAACGCGUAUUUUGAUACGAUACAUUUCCUCUAUCCUUUUUUGAGUAUUACAAAUUUUUCAAAGACAGCUGAAAAGAUACGGCGCUUCCAAACUCAGCUAUCGCAGUCAUCUACAGAUGCCACAAAAUCAGAUGUACGAACCAUCGAUCACAUCGACCAUGCCCAGCUCUUUCUAGUCCUUUUUCUGGGAGCCAAUGUGCUUGAGACGCGGCUAUCUCAAGAUUUCAAUUCAGAGAGCUUCCUCGCUACAGCUAUGCUUCAUGUCUCAUUUGUUAGCCUCCACGAAAGUCUACGAGGGUUGCAGACCCUUCUUCUACUCACUUUGAGCAGCCUCCAUUCCCCACGCGGCUUGAACGCCUGGUUUCUCAAGUCAACCAUCCUGGCGGGAUGCAUUGACCUCGGGCUGCAGCGGAAGAACAACGUCAGCACUCCCCAACCAACAUCUUCGGAUAUUGAAGAGCAUCAGAUCCGCAGCGGCGUCUUCUGGUCUGCUUACUCUCUGGACCGAACCCUGAGUGUGGUUCUAGGGAGACCUCUUACUUUUCGUGACGAGGCUCUAGACGUCGAAUUUCCUGGCGCACUGGGUUCCGAUGAAGUUGACCAUGACGCCAGCAGAGUCUAUGCUACGACAUCGAAUCAGGACGACGAGCCUGCCCGGAAGAGACAACGGAUGAUGCAGACUCCUGGAACGCCCGCGGUUUACUCAUUCCGCUUUGAUCGCAUUUUUGCAGAGAUCAAACUCAUGCUGUACAGAGUGGCCCAGUCUCCUUCUCGGUUUCCCUGGCCUACCGACUUUGGAGAAUGGCAAACGAGGACACAUACCACAUUGUCCCAAUUAUUGGAGGAUGCUCAUCAAGACCUUGACCGCCUGGACUCUUCCGACUCUGCUCCUUCACACGGGACGCAUGAUAAUGCAGUGCUGUCGCUGGAGCUCAAAUAUCACCAGGCGAUCAUGCUCAUGUAUCGGCCUAGCCCGGCCAUACCUCGCCCGUCCGCAUGGGCUUUGAAAUAUUGCUUCGAAAGUGCGGUGGGGACGAUCCAGGCCCAAGCCGAGUUACACCGUUUUGGGAACUUUGCGAAUUCGUGGUUGAACGCCCACACGGUGUUCAUCUCAGGGAUUACCAUCUGUUACUGUUUCUGGGUCAGUCAACAGGUCAGGACCAUGACAACCUCAACUUCGUUCACGUAUUACACCGACAUGGUGAGGCGACUAUUGAAAAGCCUAAGCACGACGUGGUUGGUGGCCAGCAACGCCUUGCAGAAAUUUGAGGCUCUGGUACGGUUGACAGAGAAGUCAUCUUCUCAAUUACGUACAUGUACGACGACGGAGACUGUGAAUCAUGGUCGAACGACAGCAGGUACUGAUGAUGGUGGUGACCAUGGUACCACGCAGCAGCAGCAGCAGCAGCAGCAGCAGCAACCUGGCUUGAUGAAAUCAGGGGUUCACCAUCAACAAGGAUCCUCUUCCUCCCCAUGGCCUCCUUUGCCACAAGUCGAUUUCUCGUCUACUGAAGAUCAGAUAGAUUGGUCAAACUUCGACGUCGAGUAUGAUAAUACCAAUGUAUGGCCGAAGGAGUUGCAGGAAGUGCCAGAUUGGUUUUCUUUGGAGGAUUGGUUGAAUGAUUAUGCAUAAGAUGACUGUACUAGUAUGGGAGAACUUGAUCAAACUUGAAUAAGCACUAAAGUUCAGGAGGGGAGCGAAAAAAGAGAACAAGCGUAUACAAACAAAUCAUGGAAUGAAUUGUACAUGUGGAACAUAGCUCAAGUUAAAGGCACCCGAGGUCGUUUCAGGUCAGGUCAGGUCAGGUCAGGUCAGGUCAGGUCAGGUCAGGUCAGGUCAGGUCAGG